AUGAAAGAAGGUGACUUGCCUUCCUCCCCCUCGGAUGAGAUGGUUGGUCCCAAAGGAGAAAAGUCCACGGCCUUUCAACAUGACGAGGAUCCCACUCAGCGAAAGGACAUUUUCGACCUGGAAGGCCGAUCGCCCAAUAGGCUCAAUGCGGUAUUUGCGAAUCCCCUCGCCAAUGUUCCCCGUGAUAAACUGCUGCAGAAUGUGGAAGACUUUUGUCAGAAAUAUGGUUUGAUGGACCACAUCGAUGUAUUUCGCAAAGGAGCCCUCAUCUCGCAGAAUCCCGCUGGUGCUCUGGAUUUGCCGGAGCUCCACGAGGACGAGAAAGCGGUUCUUCGCCGGGAGAAUACCCACAAAUGGUCCCAGCCAUGGCGACUUUAUUUCCUGGCUGCCAUGUGCUCGCUGGCCGCAGCAGUCCAAGGCAUGGAUGAAACGGUCAACAAUGGUGCGCAGGCCAUCUACCUGAAGCAGUUCAACAUCACGGACAAGGAUCACCCUGAAAACUCGAGAUUUUCCCCGUCGAUGCAGAGAUACCUGACUGGCCUCAUCGUCGGUGCACCGUACCUGGCCUGCGCCAUUCUCGGAUGCUGGCUCACCGAACCUCUGAACCGCUAUCUCGCCCGACGAGGUACAAUCUUCCUCUCCUGCUUCAUCGCCGCCGUCGCCUCGAUCUGGGAGGGAGUCGCCAACUCCUGGGUCAACCUCUUCAUCGCUCGCUUCGUGCUCGGUCUCGGGAUCGGUUCCAAGUCGUCGACUGUGCCCGUCUACGCGGCAGAAUGCUCACCGGCCCCGAUCCGAGGCGCUCUGGUCAUGAUGUGGCAGAUGUGGACAGCGUUCGGUAUCAUGUUGGGGAACAUCAUGGGCGUCGCAUUUAUGGGGCUGUCCGACGACCUCUCCUGGCGUCUGAUGCUGGGCUCGACCGUUGUCCUCCCGCUGAUUGUCUGCGCACAAGUCUACUUCUGUCCUGAAUCUCCUCGAUGGCUGAUCGAACACAACAAGAUCGACAAGGCGUUUGCCGCGUUCCGGAUCCUCCGGCCGACCGACCUGCAAGCCGCCCGGGAUCUGUACUACGCAUAUGUCGGAGUGGAGCUGGAGAGGAAGGUGAACAAGGGCAAGAACUUUUUCACCAUGUUUAUCGAACUGUUUACGAUUCCCCGCAAUCGUCGGGCUACUCUGGCUAGCUGGAUUGUCAUGUUUAUGCAGCAGUUCUGCGGCGUCAACGUAAUCGCGUAUUAUUCAACCACCAUCUUCGUCGAUUCCGGCUACAGCAUCCAACAAGCCCUCCUCGCAUCCAUGGGCACCGGCAUCCUCAACUGGGUCUUCGCUCUGCCCGCCUUCUUCACAAUCGACACCUGGGGCCGCCGCAACCUCCUCCUCUUCACCUUCCCCUUGCUCGCCAUCUGCCUCUUCUGGUCCGGCUUCUCCUUCUGGAUCGAACCGGACAAUCCCUUCAGCAAGAAGCGCGUCGCGAUGGUCACGACAGGGAUGUAUCUGUUCGAGGUCUUCUACUCGCCGGGCGAGGGUCCCGUGCCGUUCACGUACUCGGCGGAAGCAUUCCCGCUGCACGUGCGCGAGGUGGGGAUGUCGUGGGCGACGGCGACGACGUGGUGUUUCAACUUCAUCCUCUCGUUUACGUGGCCGAUGCUGCUGGAGGCGUUCAAGCCGCAGGGUGCCUUUGGGUGGUACGCGGCGUGGUGUUUGAUCGGCUGGGGGUUGAUCUUGCUUUUUGUUCCCGAGACGAAGGCUCUUACGUUGGAGGAACUGGACCAGGUCUUUUCUGUUCCGACCAGGAAGCACGCUGCGUAUCAGCUUAGGAACGCCGUCUGGCAUUUUCGGGUUUGGAUUCUUCGGCAGAAGCUCGAGCCGUUGCCCAAGAUUUACGAGGGGGAGGGUCUGACGGAGUCGUAG
Molecule: messenger RNA, 1905 nt
Organism: Aspergillus viridinutans
Lineage: Eukaryota; Fungi; Ascomycota; Eurotiomycetes; Eurotiales; Aspergillaceae
Product: sugar porter family MFS transporter
Exons: 4
Coding region: 1-1905 (634 amino acids)
Biological process (GO): transmembrane transport
Cellular component (GO): membrane
Molecular function (GO): myo-inositol:proton symporter activity
Source: RefSeq, a predicted model, not a curated record